Messenger RNA from Carya illinoinensis, 1556 nucleotides. RefSeq names its product stearoyl-[acyl-carrier-protein] 9-desaturase, chloroplastic-like. Gene Ontology annotation, biological process: fatty acid metabolic process; defense response. The coding region runs from base 304 to 1476 and encodes 390 amino acids. The record is from RefSeq and is a predicted model, not a curated record. The transcript has 4 exons. Gene Ontology annotation, molecular function: stearoyl-[ACP] desaturase activity; stearoyl-CoA 9-desaturase activity. NCBI's taxonomy places the organism in Eukaryota, Viridiplantae, Streptophyta, Magnoliopsida, Fagales, Juglandaceae. Gene Ontology annotation, cellular component: chloroplast stroma.
UGCAAUAUGCUGUAGAGUGGGAGAAAAAGCACAAGAAGGGCUCAACUAAGAAGAGCUGGAGAGAGAGAGAGAGAGAGAGAGAGAGAGAGAGAGAGAGAGAGAGAGAGAGAGAGAGAGAGAGAGAGAGAGAGAGAGAGAGAGAGAGAGAGAGAGAGAGAGAGAGAGAGAGAGAGAGAGAGAGAGAGAGAGAGAGAGAGAGAGAGCCAGGCAUAUCCCAAAGACGGAAAGCUAGUGCUAACUUACGCACGCUACGACAUACGAUCUUAUAGCUAGUGAUCGAUCUUAAAGAACAAGCUAGGUCGCAUGGCUUUAAAACUCAUGAACAGCUGCUCCGGUACCUUUCAGACAUCCCUUCCGAUUUCACUAAUUAAAAAUACUCAGCCACCUACGAGAGCUCGAAGAUCUCCCAAGUUUUCUAUGACUCCCACCGGUCUCUACCAUAAGUACUACUCUAGUACUAAAGUCGUAUAUGCUCCCAAAGCCCGCACCAUGCCACCAGAAAAGGUAGAAAUAUUCAAGUCUAUGGAGGAUUGGGCUAGAAGGAAUGUCUUAACCCUCCUAAAACCCGUUGAGCAAUCUUGGCAACCACAAGACUUUUUGCCAGAUCCUACGUCAGAUGGAUUUGUAGAGCAAGUCAAUGAACUGAGAAAGAGAACAAAGGACAUUCCGAACGACUAUUUUGUUGUCUUGGUCGGCAAUAUGAUCACAGAAGAAGCCCUUCCAACUUACCAUGCUACUAUCAAUGGCACGAAAAUUUAUCAUGAUGCAACAGGCGUGGACAAGACACCUUGGGCAACAUGGGCCAAGGGAUGGAGUGCAGAAGAAAAUAGACAUGGCAAUCUUCUCAACAAGUAUCUCUUUCUUUCUGGACGAGUGGACAUGAAACAAAUCGAAAAAACAAUUCAUUAUCUGAUCGGAUCAGGAAUGGAUAUUGGCUCAGAGGGCAACCCCUACCUUUUCACCAUCUACACAUCGUUCCAAGAAAGAGCAACAUUUAUCUCCCAUGGUAAUACAGCCAAGCUUGCAAUGAAGCAUGGGGACAAGAUGCUUGCUCAAAUAUGUGGAACAAUUGCCUCGGAUGAAAAGCGCCACGAAGCUGCUUAUACCAAUAUAGUCAAGAAACUCUUCGAGCUGGAUCCAAAUGAAACAGUCAUGGCCUUUGCCGACUUGAUGAGGAAGAAAAUAUUAAUGCCAGCCCACUUAAUGUACGAUGGACAAGACCAUGAUCUUUUCCAUCACUAUGCCAAUGUCGCCUCUCGCAUUGGAGUGUACACGGCCAGAGAUUACAGAGAAAUACUCGAACAUCUGAUUGUAAGAUGGAACGUGGAGAAGUUAACUGGACUUUCGGGAGAGGGACAAGAGGCCCAGGACUAUAUUUGUGGAUUAGCCCAAAGAAUAAGAAGACUAGAGGAGAGAGCUCUCGCAAAGGCUCAAAAAUCACCCACCAUUUCCUUCAGUUGGAUUUCUGGCAUGUAGUCUAUUAUAUAUAUGGAAAAUACUUAGCAACAAAUAAAUUAUAUAAAAAUAAAUUUAUAAACUAAUUUAAUUUAAUGUAA